Pundamilia nyererei is the source of this 6166-nucleotide messenger RNA. RefSeq names its product oxoglutarate dehydrogenase a (gene ogdha). The transcript is spliced from 25 exons. Gene Ontology annotation, molecular function: thiamine pyrophosphate binding; oxoglutarate dehydrogenase (succinyl-transferring) activity. The record is from RefSeq and is a predicted model, not a curated record. Gene Ontology annotation, cellular component: oxoglutarate dehydrogenase complex; mitochondrion. NCBI's taxonomy places the organism in Eukaryota, Metazoa, Chordata, Actinopteri, Cichliformes, Cichlidae. Bases 262 to 3738 code for a protein of 1158 amino acids. Gene Ontology annotation, biological process: tricarboxylic acid cycle.
UACGUGGUGACGUCAGCGCGAGCUCUGCUCCUGUGCUCAACACAUCGAGCUGUCAUCAUUUUACCGGGAGAAGCGAAGGGCAUCCGGGAUACCGGCCGAGAGGGAGCCCAGCACUGUGCUUGGAGUGGACUGACGUGGACGUCUGACUGCUUCCUGUUGUGGCACUGACCUGCUUUUUUCUUCUGCGUCGUUGUGAGGUCGAGGACGUCCGGACUGUCGGACCGAAAGUCACCGCCGUGUGUGAUACUUUAAGGACUGCUCAUGCAUCGUUUAAGGACUUGUGCGGCGCGGUUGCGUCCGCUCACCGCCUCGCAGGCGGCUCAGACUGUCGGCCAACAGCGGCCAAUCACAGUCACCUCCACGGGUGGCAAAAGGACGUUUCAGCCAAUCAGGUGUUACACAGCACCGGUGGCCUCGGAGCCGUUCCUGAAUGGGACGAGCUCCAACUAUGUGGAGGAGAUGUACUACGCCUGGUUGGAAAAUCCCAAGAGUGUUCAUAAGUCGUGGGAUGUGUUUUUCCGGAACGCCAACGCUGGCGCUCCUCCCGGCGCCGCCUACCAGUCUCCUCUGGGGCUGUCUGCAGCGUCCAGCCUCGUCGCCCCCCAGCUCUCCUCUCUGGUCGGAGCUCAGCCCAACGUGGAGAAGCUGGUGGAGGAUCACCUGGCUGUGCAGUCGCUCAUCAGGGCCUACCAGAUCCGAGGGCACCACGUGGCCCAGUUGGACCCCCUCGGCAUCAUGGACGCCGAUCUGGAUUCGUGUGUCCCCACUGACAUUAUCACGUCCUCCGACAAGCUGGGUGAUUACGUCCCCGCCGAGGACCGAAAGCUUUCUCAGGGCCUCUGUAGAAAACGUCCUGAUUCGGUGUGGCUCCAGGAGGCCUGGCGGGGGCGCUGGUGGUGGUCUGUAGGGGGGGUUUGGUGGUGGUCUGUGGGGGCGCCGGUGGUGGUCUGUGGGGGCGCCGGUGGUGGUCUGCAGAUGCUGUCAGCCGAGCGUCCAUGGGGACAUCCUGCUUUGCUAUCUUAUCGCUGUGCUGACGUGGAGUUUCGUAUCGGAGACCAGCGCCGACACGCAGGUCAUCAGAAACGCUCCUGGUGUUUCUGUUUCGGAGCACAGAAGCUCGGAGAUCCUCACAAACCCCACGGAGUCCGACACACAGACACACACAGACGCACACACACAGACACACACACAGGAAGUGGAAAUGAGCAGUUGAAAUGUUUUACAGGCAAAUUAUUCAGGACAAUGACUGUGUGUGUGCGUGUGUGUGUGCGUGUGUGUGUGUGUGUGCGUGUGUCGGUGCAGAUGGCGUACUGUCAGCACAUCGGGGUGGAGUUCAUGUUCAUCAACGACCUGGAUCAGUGUCAGUGGAUCAGGCAGAAGUUUGAGACUCCGGGCGUGAUGCAGUUCACUCUGGAGGAGAAGCGGACGCUGCUGGCCCGCAUGGUCCGCUCCACCAGGUUUGAGGAGUUCCUGCAGAAGAAGUGGUCUGCAGAGAAGCGCUUUGGCCUGGAGGGCUGCGAGUCUCUGAUCCCCGCCCUGAAGACCAUCAUCGACAAGUCGUCUGAGAACGGCGUGGAGAACGUCAUCAUGGGAAUGCCCCACAGGGGUCGUCUCAACGUCCUGGCCAACGUGAUCCGGAAAGAGCUGGAGCAGAUCUUCUGUCAGUUCGACUCCAAACUGGAAGCAGCUGAUGAGGGCUCCGGCGACGUGAAGUACCACCUGGGGAUGUACCAUCGCCGCAUCAACCGCGUGACGGACAGGAACAUCACGCUGUCUCUGGUAGCGAACCCGUCUCACCUGGAGGCCGUGGACCCCGUGGUUCAGGGAAAGACCAAAGCUGACCAGUUCUACUGCGGGGACACAGACGGGAAAAGAGUGAUGUCCAUCCUGCUGCACGGAGACGCCGCGUUCGCCGGUCAGGGCAUCGUCUAUGAGACCUUCCACCUGUCCGACCUGCCGUCCUACACCACGCACGGCACCGUGCACGUCGUGGUCAACAACCAGAUCGGCUUCACCACCGACCCUCGCAUGGCCCGCUCCUCGCCGUACCCCACAGACGUGGCUCGUGUCGUCAACGCUCCCAUCUUCCACGUGAACGCCGACGACCCCGAAGCCGUCAUCUACGUCUGCAAGGUGGCGGCUGAGUGGAGAGCCACCUUCCACAAAGAUGUCGUGGUCGACCUGGUGUGUUACCGUCGGAUGGGUCAUAACGAGAUGGACGAGCCGAUGUUCACUCAGCCGCUGAUGUACAAACAGAUCAAGAAGCAGAAGCCGGUCCUGCAGAAAUACGCCGAGAAGCUGAUCGCAGAGGGAGCCGUGAGCCGGCAGGAGUAUGAGGAGGAGAUCGCCAAGUACGAUAAGAUCUGUGAGGAGGCGUACGCUCGCUCCAAGGACGAGAAGAUCCUGCACAUCAAGCACUGGCUGGACUCCCCGUGGCCCGGUUUUUUCACCCUGGACGGUCAACCAAAGUCGAUGAGCUGCCCCUCCACCGGCCUGACCGAAGACAACCUGAACCACAUCGGACAGGCGGCCUCGUCCGUCCCCGUGGAGGACUUCACCAUCCACGGAGGUCUGAGCCGAAUCCUGAAGGGCCGCGCCGAGAUGGUGAAGAACCGGAUGGUGGACUGGGCCCUGGGCGAGUACAUGGCCUUCGGAUCGCUGCUGAAAGAGGGGAUCCACAUCAGGCUGUCGGGGCAGGACGUGGAGCGCGGGACCUUCAGCCACCGUCACCACGUCCUCCACGACCAGAACGUGGACAAGAGGACCUGCAUCCCCAUGAACCACCUGUCCCCGGACCAGGCGCCGUACACCGUCUGCAACAGCUCGCUGUCCGAGUACGGCGUGCUCGGCUUCGAGCUGGGAUUCGCCAUGGCGAGCCCGAACGCUCUGAUCCUGUGGGAGGCUCAGUUUGGAGACUUCCAGAACACGGCGCAGUGCAUCAUCGACCAGUUCAUCUGCGCCGGGCAGGCCAAGUGGGUGAGGCAGAACGGCAUCGUGCUGCUGCUGCCGCACGGCAUGGAGGGCAUGGGUCCCGAACACUCGUCAGCUCGUCCCGAGAGAUUCCUCCAGAUGUGCAACGAUGACCCCGACGUCCUGCCGAACAUCACCGAGGACCUCGCCGUGCGUCAGCUCUACGACUGUAACUGGAUCGUGGUGAACUGCUCAACGCCUGCAAACUACUUCCACGUUCUCCGACGGCAGAUCCUGUUGCCCUUCAGGAAGCCCCUGAUCAUCUUCACUCCCAAGUCUCUGCUGCGUCACCCCGAGGCCCGAUCGAGCUUCGACGAGAUGCUGCCCGGAACUCACUUCCAGCGACUGAUCCCGGAGGUGGGCGUGGCGGCCGAGCGUCCAGAGGCCGUGAAGCGGCUGAUCUUCUGCACAGGAAAGGUUUACUACGAGCUGACCAAAGAGCGGAAGAGCAGAGGCCUGGAGGACACGGUGGCCAUCAGCCGCAUUGAGCAGCUCUCCCCGUUCCCCUUCGACCAGGUGAAGGCGGAGACGGAGCGCUUCCCCAACGCCGACCUGGUCUGGUGUCAGGAGGAGCACAAGAACCAGGGUUACUAUGACUACGUGAAGCCUCGCAUCAGGACCACCACGCAGAAAGCCAAGCCCGUUUGGUAUGCUGGCAGAGACCCGGCAGCCGCUCCCGCCACAGGAAACAAAAACACUCACCUGAUCGAGCUGCGGCGCUUUCUGGACACGGCCUUCCACCUGGACGCGUUCAGAGACCAGCAGUGAUCACGUGACCUGCAGCACCUGGAAUCAGCCCUCACCCGUCUCGCCUCCAUUCACACUCACAACACACAGUCAGCCCUCUGUACGGCUGAGCACACCGCACAGCAGGAAGUCCAUUCAGAAAAUCACCGACCAGAACAUCACAGCGGGAGGCGGAGCCUCAGAUUCAAAUUUAAACUUUAUUCUCCUGGUUUGUGACGGACAGAAACAUUCCCAUAAUCAUCAAAGACGAAACGAGCUGCCGUUUUUCUCUCUGAGCUGUCUUUGUCCAUCAGACCUCACAUUAACGUCACCAUGACGCCGAGGGAAGCUAAAAUCAGACAGAUUCUCAAUGGACUUCUGAACUGACGUCCAACUAUUAGCACUUUAACGCAUUCACACAUAUACACAGUCAUCAUCUGAUCAGGUCUGAAACAUUUGAGACUAAACCAAUCAAAGUCUAAAAAUAGCAACAUUUUGGCAUAACAGCAGGUUUACGCCAAAUAAUCUGAGUGUUUAUUCUGAAUCAUAAAUAUUGUUAUGAUUUAAAAACUUUAUCAAUUUCUUGGACAAACACAGGCAACAAAAAGCAGCAACGUUGGUCUUAAAUUAGAUAUAGUUUGAAUGAAGUCUGGUGCUGUUCACGUCUUCAGAUAGUAGCUGUUAGCAUUGUUAGCACUUCCUAUUUAAAAGCAAUGGGAGUCCAGCUAGCUGCAGAGAGCAGGUUUUUUUCACCUUUCAACAGGUGAGUUCGCUCAUUACGGAAAGGCUGAUGCGUUCAAUGAAAGUGAAAGUCACAGCAAACAGAUCUGCUCUCAAACAGCCGGUUCAGAAGUCCAUUAAGAAUGUGUUUUCAGCUUUUCCUCAGAGUCAGUGAUGCAUCCUGCUCGGCUGCUUCGGCAGCACCAAAUCAAGCUUAAAAAAAAACCCCGCAGAGGAAAACUGGAGCUUGUUAUUAACAUGUUGGUAUUAAAUUAGCCCACCUCGCUUUGCUGGCAGUGUCAGGGCUGAGGUCGCCUUCAGGCUCAGCUUCACCCAGCCACCGAGGCCGCUCAGCUUCAGCGUACUCUUCUCACCUGGGAUAAAGUUUCAGACUUUUUUAAACCUUUUUAAACGUAUUUAAAGCAGGAGGGUCUGAAACAGGAAGACGAAGGAAGCAUCAUAACACUGAGAGUUCAGAGCGUUUCAGAGGUUUAACUCUGACGUAUUUGUUUGUGAACGUCUAAAAGAGUAAAAUCUGCUCUUAAACUAAAGUUUGAAGUGUGGAAGGCGUCAGAUUCAUACGCAGAGUUUGAGUUACAGAGUUGGACCUGAGAGAAAAAUAAACUGAACUACAGCAUGAAUAAUAAUAAUAUGCAGUCUUAAAUUAGAUGAAUUCUCAUUAGAGUCUGGUGCUGUUGUUCUGUUUUAGUGUGUGAACAGUUUGGCCGAUGAACACUGGUAGUUUACAGCUGUGUGAUUUAUUUAUUCUAAUAAAGUCCAACAGCAGGGAACACUGGGAAUUCAAACAACACAAGAAAGCACAUCUAAAAUUGGCAGAAUUUUGAAUGAAGUCUGGUGCAGUCUGACGAGCGGCUCAGAUUGCUUCUCAGUACCAUUUGUCUUAAAUUGGGUAAAUUCUGAAUGAAGUCUGGUGGGGUUGUUCAGGGUAUUUUGUUGCAGAGAUGUUUGGUAUGACCAGGCAAUGUCACGGCUCAAUAGCUGUCCUUCGUCAAACAGUUGCUGCAGAAGUUUCUAUUUCUGCAACUUUACAGGCAACAGCAACCUGCGUAUGGCAACAUGAAGGAAUGAUGCAGAUUUGCUUUAGAAAAGGUUCAUGUGGAGUUGAGCCUGAAUGACCUUUGACCCCACUGUCCACACAGUCACUCUUCAGCUGUGAUGACAGAACUCUCCAUCCUCGUCCUCAUCAUCAUCAGGAUCCAGUCUUCUACUUCUUCGCACAGAAAUCCUGAUGAGUUACAGAAAUGUUUUUUGUUCAUCUUUUCUUUUGCUUUUUAAAAUGCUCGUUAGCAUCAUUUGCGCCCCUGCUGGGGGGCGGGCUAGCUGGGAGAAUCACUACAGACAGCAGGUGGUGGUUUUUACCUGUCGUCGGCAGGUGUGUCCGUGUGUAUUUAGAGGCAGCGCUUAACACUGAGAUUUUAUUGUCUUUUACUUUGAAGGGAUCUUUGGGGAAUGAGUCUGCGACACGAACUCAACCAAAAGCACUGCUGAUGAUUAAUUUAACCCCUCGCUUCUGGCCCUGCCCCCUCCUUUCCGGCGAGCGUUCAUCCCGUGCCAAAAUGGAUCGCAAGCGUCUCGUGUUUUUAGUGUGUUUGGCAUCCGGCGAGCGGCAAAACAGUCGGCCGCUGGUGGCGUUCUGCGAGACAAAGAAAAUGAUUUAUUUAUUUUCAUAAAGGGGAAGUUCUCUCAUUAUUUUGCUUCAUUCAAUAAAGAAAUCUGUAUGUACUGAGGA